Molecule: messenger RNA, 653 nt
Organism: Aspergillus nomiae NRRL 13137
Lineage: Eukaryota; Fungi; Ascomycota; Eurotiomycetes; Eurotiales; Aspergillaceae
Product: putative NADH-ubiquinone oxidoreductase 178 kDa subunit
Exons: 3
Cellular component (GO): mitochondrion
Source: RefSeq, a predicted model, not a curated record
ACGGCAUCAUAUUCGUUUGGCCCUGCCAAUUGUCUUCCUCCACACUAUGUUCUUCGCUAGGCGAUCGGCUGCUUCCGCGCGGCUACUGCUGCGCAAUCAGCCCCAGCGGCGAUUCGACUCGCACGCGGCUCACCACCAUGCUGAGCCUGUGAAUGAGAGCUUCGGCCUUCUACGUCACCGUCGGCUCCUUCGCCUCUGCCUACGUCCUUUACCGACUGAGCAAGUCCACCGAGGAGUCUGGAUCGCAAUCGUGGAUUUCCAGCCUCAUCCAAAAGUGGACCCCUUCGGAGAGAUUUUCGAAGAGAGAAAUGCCAUUCGCACUGUCGUAAUGGAGAAGGCUGCCCAUGACCGCCACUUGUUCCAAAGUCAGGGCCCUAGAGCCGUUUUCGAAUUGAAGCAGCCCGAGGUCAGCUUCAACGCCGCCCCUCCUUUCAACGUCCCUGCCGGCUCGGCUAUGGAUAUGAGCCAUGUUACCGCACACUAUGAGCGCCAAAACAGGGAGCAGGAAGAGGCCCGUGUUGCCCGGAUGCAAGAUGGCAAGGUUGUCUCUAUCUAUGAUUAGACAAAUUGAUUUCGUUUUCAUGUUCCAAGACGCCGGUAGUAGGCAUGACAGGGUCAAACAAUGUACAUAUAACAGGGCAGUGCAAGGUUUC